Zychaea mexicana is the source of this 351-nucleotide messenger RNA. RefSeq lists its product as uncharacterized. NCBI's taxonomy places the organism in Eukaryota, Fungi, Mucoromycota, Mucoromycetes, Mucorales, Lichtheimiaceae. The record is from RefSeq and is a predicted model, not a curated record. The coding region runs from base 1 to 351 and encodes 116 amino acids. Gene Ontology annotation, biological process: mRNA splicing, via spliceosome. Gene Ontology annotation, cellular component: U2-type spliceosomal complex. The transcript has 4 exons.
AUGGGUGGAGGAGAUCUAAAUUUAAAGAAAAGCUGGCAUCCAGCCACACUUAAGAACCAGGAACGAGUAUGGAAAGAAGAACGCAAACAUUCUGACGAACAGAAAAAGAUUGAGCAAAUGAAAAAAGAGUUGAUGGAGGAACGGCAAUUGCAAGAACUUCAACAACUUCAAGAACAAGCUGGAUCAAAACAACGAUCCGAUCGACUCGAUUGGAUGUAUGCUGCGCCCAAUUCAAGCUCUGCUGGUGGCAAUCAAGAUGACAUGGAAGCCUUUUUGCUCGGUAAAAAGAGCGUAGAUCAGCUUAUACGAGACAAAAACAGCAAAGAAACUAACAGCGGCUUAACAGAUUAA